AUGACCGAGGUCCACGAGAGGACCAAGGCCCAGUUGGAACGAGCCAGGGAACGCAUGAAGCACUGGGCCGACAAACGGCGAGGGCCGCUGCCAGUGCUCACCGAAGGACAGCUCGUUAUGCUCAACGCCCGGCACGUCAAGACCAAGCGACCUGCCAAGAAGCUGGACGCCAAAAUACUUGGCCCUUUCCGCGUCGCUAAGGUCAUCUCCCCCACUGCCGUACGGUUAACUUUGCCCAAGGCCUGGCGAAUCCACGAUGCCUUCCACGUCCUACGGGAGGCCCCUCCAGUAGAGACGGAGUAUGGUGUGCAGGAGAUCGAGGACUCCAUGGUCAACCCACGGGGAAGAGUCCUUUACCGCGUCAGGUGGGAAGGCUACCCUAAGGAGGAAGAUAAGACCUGGGAACCCUGGGACAACUUCGUGGGCGACGGAGCCAAGGCGGAAGUAAUCUCGCUCCAUCAACGGCACCCAGAUAAGCCAAGGGACGAGAGAGUCCCCCGGGCGGCGGAAUCAGGAAAGCAUCGGGUCCCGGAGGCCGAGAACCCCCGGCCCCGCAAGCAACGCCGGAUAAGGUAG
Messenger RNA from Gaeumannomyces tritici R3-111a-1, 576 nucleotides. RefSeq lists its product as hypothetical. Gene Ontology annotation, biological process: negative regulation of transcription by RNA polymerase II; chromatin organization. Bases 1 to 576 code for a protein of 191 amino acids. Gene Ontology annotation, molecular function: chromatin binding. The record is from RefSeq and is a predicted model, not a curated record. Gene Ontology annotation, cellular component: pericentric heterochromatin. The transcript has 2 exons. NCBI's taxonomy places the organism in Eukaryota, Fungi, Ascomycota, Sordariomycetes, Magnaporthales, Magnaporthaceae.